This is a messenger RNA of Oreochromis niloticus (Nile tilapia), 1486 nucleotides long. Its product is annotated as ribonuclease inhibitor-like. The coding region runs from base 1 to 990 and encodes 329 amino acids. The record is from RefSeq and is a predicted model, not a curated record. The transcript has 9 exons. NCBI's taxonomy places the organism in Eukaryota, Metazoa, Chordata, Actinopteri, Cichliformes, Cichlidae. Gene Ontology annotation, molecular function: protein binding.
AUGGUCUGGAAGGAUGGUGUUGAAGGCAGAGCUGAAGUCGACAAACAGGAUCCUGGCGCCUUCAGAGACGACACCGUGGAGGAGAUCCAGCAGUACAGGAGUUCAGGAAGUCUCUCCACAGGUAAACUGUCUCCUGCUCAGUGCUCAGCUCUUGUCUUUAUCUUACUGUCAUCAGAAGAAGAUCUGGAUGAGUUUGACUUUAAGAAAUACUCUACUUCUGAGGAGGCUCUUCUGAGAAUGCUGCCCGUGGUCAAAGCCUCCAACAAAGCUCUACUGAGCACCUGUAACCUGUCAGAGGAAGGCUGUGAACGUUUGUUGUCAGUCGUCAGCUCCCAGUCCUCUAGUCUGAGAGACCUGGACCUGAGUACCAACAGCCUGAAUGAUUCAACAGUAAAGCUUCUGUCUGCUGCAGUGGAGAGUCCACACGCCAAACUGUGUAUUCUGAGACUCAAUGUCUGUGAACUCUCAGAGGAAAACUGUAAAGCUCUGUCCUCAGCUCUCAGCUCUCAGUCCUCUAGUCUGACAGAGCUGGACCUGAGUAUCAAAAACCUGCCGGAUUCAGGAGUGAAGCUUCUGUCUGCUGGACUACAAAGUUUAAACUGUAAAAUGAAUACUCUGAGACUGAGUGGCUGUAACCUCUCGGAGAGAAGCUGUGAAGCUCUGUCCUCAGUCCUCAGCUCCCAGUCCUCUAGUCUGAGAGAGCUGGACCUGAGUAACUCUGACCUGCAGGAUUCAGGAGUGAAGCUUCUGUCUGCUGGACUGAAGAGUUCACAAUGUGCAGUGAAAACUCUCAGUCUGUCAGGCUGUCUGAUCACAGAGGAAGGCUGUACUUCUCUGGCCUCAGGUCUGAGCUCCAACCCCUCCCAUCUGAGAGAGCUGGACCUGAGCUACAAUCAUCCAGGGGACUCCGGAAUGAAGCUGCUGUCGGCUGGACUGAAGGAUCCAGGCUGGAGACUGGACACUCUCAGCAACAUGAGGGAGCUCAUGUAGCGGAUGUUACCAAAAGAACGUGUCUAGCCUGGAUAGCAGCUGUGAGAUGAGCUGAUAUCAGUUCUCUUCCAUCUCCAAAUAUCUGUUGGUGUGCUCCAGACAUUUUCAUUCCGGCAAACCAGCCUAUGAAAUGGAUGAAACAUCGUGAUUGGGUUCCAGCGCUACACAAGGGCCACUCCGAAAUCCCUGCUUCAAACAUACCACCAUGCCAAUCAGAUUACUUCUUCCAUGUGAGGGUGAAGAGGUGACCCUUCUGGAUAAGAUCAUGAAGGUUCGCUGCGUUUUGGUGAACAGUGUGGUAGUAAUACUCUUAAAAGUCUUGUGCUGUAUAUAUAUAGCGGUAAUUUUUCAAAAGAAACAGUAAAUUAAGUAGUGUUAGUAUUGGAUGGAAACACUGUCAUGAUUUUGUGUAAACAUGGUUCCUUCUGUAAACUAUAAAUGACAUGGAUUCUACAUUGUAACUGAUGUGAUGUUCUAUAAAGUGGUUUUAAUUAAA